AGAAAAAAAGAAAAAAGAAAGAAAGAAAGAAAGAAAGAUACAACGGAUGGGAAAAGAAAAAAAUACGUGAUAAGAAACAUCCCAAUUACAUUUUAUACAAAAUAAAAUAUUUUGAUAUAAAUCAAGAAGAGAAAGAUAAAAGAUCGAUUAAUUCUCGACUUCCUUCAACCGAACUAGUUAUUAUUACAGAGAAGCAUUCUCGCACGUCUCUCUCGUCGAUAUUCUCUUUACGUCGCGUGAAGAUGCGAAUUAGUAAUUCUCUGGAUUCGCGUGAAUUGUUAAAUCUUUUAAAGAUAAAUCAUUGUGUACCUUUUUCUCUUUUGUCCUUUUCCUUUCUCUCUUUUUCGAUUCAAAGAGAAGGAUUCUUCGUCGAUUGAAAAAAGGAUUAUCAAGCGCACGAGCUCGUCUCUCGUGUCCUUGCUUGAAUGCAAGUGUGUUGGAGCGAGCACGGCACGUAAAUGAAUAUUUACGAAGGAUUGUCGUGGUACCGAAGGUCCACGUGCUCGUGGAUCACCGUAGCGGCAACAGUCGUAUUCUGACCGUCGUCGUUCAAAGUGCGUGUAAUCGUUCCCAGUAAUUUCUUCAUUAUUAAGAUAUUUGCCUGUUUCUUUUAUUCUUUUGAGUGUCAUUAUAGAGAAAGAAAUAGAUAGAGAGAGAGAGAGAGCGCAGGGAGAGAGAGUGAAAGAGAAAGAAAGAAGGUGUACGAGAAAAGAAAGCAAGAGAAGGUGGAGGAGGAAGAAGAAGAAGAAGAAGAAGAAGAAGAAGAACAGCAGUGGAAGAACGAGUUCACUUUCGUUCAUCGAGUUCUCUCUCAUGUCGUCGAUCUUCUAAGAGGGACGAAUCAUUCUUGACCUUCGCAAAAUGGGCUGCGAUCAGCUCGCACUUCUUCUUUGGAAAAAUUAUAUUAUUCGCAAGCGACAACCAGGUAUUCUAGCCUUGAUAUUUCUAUGGCCGAUUCUGGUUUUUAUAAUACUCUAUACAGUCCGAGACAAUGUCGAUCCAGUAUAUCAUUCGACUUGUCAUUUCCCGUCAAGAUCGAUGCCUCAGGAUGGACUUUUACCUUUUGUUCAGAGCUUUAUCUGUAGUAUUGGAAAUACUUGCGAACCUCUUUCGGAAUACGAGGAAGUGCCAACAUACAAGAAUGCUAGUUUAGGUCCUUUAGUGGUCGAUAUGCAGCCAAUACUCAGCAACGAGACGAUUCUCUCUGCGGUGAAAACGUUACCGAAGAGUAUUCAACUUCUUAAGUCAAUGGCGCAGAUACUCACCCGACCGGAAAUCAAAGCGUUGUUUGACAGAGGUAUUUACCUCGGCGACCUCUUCAACAAUCACGAUCGGAUCAAGAGCUUUCUAAGGGCUCAAAUGCCACGAGCAAGUACUACCUUCGUCGAUAGUUUAUUUGAAUCGUCAAUAAGGUUGUAUUAUCUUAUUGAAACAUUCGGCUCGACGAACGUCGACGGUAUCGUUUGUUCACCAGAAAAUCUAAAAAAAUAUAUGAUCUUAUCGAAAGAAGAGAAUUAUGCGGAAAUCUCGAAGGUCCUUUGCGAAUUGAAUGCCGACAAAAUUCCAGAUAUAUUAUCCGAACUCUCGAAACAUAUUGAUUUUAAUAGUUUGUUGGGCAUGUUCGAUCGUGUGAUGGGAAAAUUUCGCGAUUAUGAUUUUUUCCAAGAUCUCAGCCUCACGGUCGAUACUAUUGUGAAUUUGAAAUCUAUAGAUAAAUACGUCCCGGGAUAUCUUAGAAUUCGAGAAUGGCUACCUAACGUUAUAAUGCUCUUUCGAAACGUCACUUUCAAGGAGAUUGAUCUUACUUUUAUAAAUAAAACUGUAAAGCUAUUAGAUCCUAUUUUUGAGAAAGAACAUGAUUGGAGGACGGCUCGUCAUGGAUUUUUAAAAUUGAAUACGUUACUUGGAAUGGUCAAGGAAGUUCUCCAUAAUCGUACUAACGAAUCAUCCGAUGAUUUUUUCUCGUUGUUCGAUAAUUUAGUAAAAACUAUCCAAGAUUUUUCGCUUAAGAAAACGAAUGAGACACAAGUUACGAAAAUAUUAGAUAUGGCAUUUUUGGUUCUGAAAGAUGGAAUGACUUUGACCGAAAAAUUGUUAACUCAACACUCCGAUGAAAUUCUUUUAGCCGCUGAAAUUAUCGAUAAUUUAAAAUAUUAUUUCUCCGAGCACAUAGUAAACUCACUUACAUAUGCGAGUUCAUUGAUUGAGAAUAUAGUGCGAAUGACUCAUCACGUGGCUGUCAUUCAUUUAGAAACUGAAAGGAACAUUUAUGAAAUUUGUAAAAAUCAUGAAGAAUUAUUACAAAAGAUUCUAACAAAUAUUGAUCCAAUAGUUUAUCGAACCAUUAUACGAUCCUUUUCUCGAUUAAAUUUUGUGGAGCGAUUAGUAGACGGUGCAAAGGAUAAGAAAUUUGAAGAAUUUAUUUGUGAGAGAAAAAUUUUAAACGAGAUAUUCGACGAUUAUCAGAAUCUGACAAUUGUCCAAUCGAAAAAUAUAGAUGAUAUAAUUUGCAGUGAUUCCGGAAAGAAAUUCAUUUCCGAUAUUCACGCAAAUUUUCAUUUUGAGGAUUAUGAAAAAAUCAUAGAAAAUACUUUGGCCACAUUAGUCAGUAUGUUUUUUAAAUAUACUGUUGGAAUCGAACAAGCCAAUCUUACAACAGUUGUACAAGUUACCAGAGCUUUCAUUUCUUAUUUGGAAUCUCCGAGAAGGGAUGAUCCAGAUUGGAGUAUUUUCGAAAUUAAUGAAAAUUGGUCAAAGGCUUUCGAGGAUACUCGAAGUAAAGGAAGAUUAGACGUUUUAGGAAUUUAUUUGAGUGUUGCGAAGAUGUGCGGUUCCCGUAGUUUAUCCUAUUUCACGGUAAAACCUAGAUUACAAGAUAUGAAUAAAUUAGCUAUAAUCAUUUUGCGAGAUCUUCAAACUCAACCAACUAGUUGGAUCGAUCAGUUUCGCCGGCACAAAUAUGAACUGAUAGAAUCAUUUUAUCUUACCGUCACGGACAAAGAAAAGAGCUUGAAAAUAUUAGAAUAUUCGAAUUUUACGAAAUCGUAUUGCAUCGAUAAGAAUCCACCAAACUUAAUAGCAUAUCCUAAGGGAUCGGAUGAGAAGCUUUUAAAAGAAUUGAUUUGUCGUGUUUCGAGAUCUGUAGAAAAUGAUCUAAUGAUAAAUAUCAACGUUGUCAAUUUCAAUGACGAAGGUUUAUCCAAAGGGAAAAUGAAUACCUUCAAUUGGACGAUGUUCAACGAAGAGAUCAUUCAGAUUUACGGAUACAUUGAUAAUAUUUUAUUUCAAGAGGACGAGCAGUACGAUCUAUUGAGAUUGGAGUAUCUCAAAUCUAAUUUUAAAACAGCGUGGACGACAAAUCUCACUUCGAGGGACGCUUGGGAGAUUAGCGUAGGUGUUUUAUGUAAGAUUUUCAACAUAAUGGAAAAGCCCAUUUUCAAGAUACAGGAGCAAACUUUUUGGAAAAAUAUCAACGCGAUCGCGUGGGCUUCUUCGAUAAUCUUUGAAAACUUAGAAAAAACUAUCAAUCAGAUUCGUAAGAACGAUGGUAUGAUUAAGCUUCCGGAGAUUAUAAAUGAUCUGCCGGAAACGCAAAUCUUAUUGGAAACUUUCUUUCGCAAUUUCUUAUCGAUCAUAUUCGAUGCAAUCGAUUUGAUUUCAUCGAACUUUCCUUUUCAUAUUAUGAGUUAUAUCGAUAAGUAUAAAGAACGCGAAUCUGAUUGGCCAUGUGUGCAUAAUGAGAGUAUUGGUGAAGUUUUGGAAUUAAGGAAUGGAAGUCGAUCAUUUUUAAGAGUACUCGAGAGAAUAACUUGCGAUUCUACUGGAUUUAUUAAAGAGUGGGAAAAUCAUCCUAUUAUAAUGAAAGUUCAAAAUAUUAUUCAAUUCAAUACCCCCGCAUUACUACCACCAUUUAAUUGGACGUUGGGAUAUACGAAAUUCCGUGGUCUAGUGGAAACAUUUGAUACUUUCAUUAUCGACACAAAGGAAGUAAUUUUAGCAGAAAAUCCAAAAUUGCUACCGUAUAUGAAGGUGGCUGAACCGAAAAUAAAGAGAAUCUUUGACGAACGUUUAUCAAAUAUUGAGGUCACUAGGAGGUCAUUUUUGGAUUAUAUCGAUUUGAAAUUAGACGAGACGAUCAAAGUAUUUCAAAGUAACCUCACGAUGAGCGAUUUAUGGAAAUUGAAGAUUACUGGGAUCGAUAGGAUACUUGUUAUUGGAAAAUUUCUUUCGCAUGUCCUCCACGAAGCAUUUUCAUUUGUGAGGAAUAUUUUUCAAGAUGGAUCCAAGGACAUCAAUUUAUUAUCCAUAUUAGGUUUCAACAAUGAGAGUGUGGUCUCGAUAAUUUAUAAGAAAUUACCGUAUAUUUUAUCAACAUUGGUGAACGGCCUGUCUGAUAACAGAAUCGAGAAUAAAAUUGUACAAACAUUAAAGAACCAUGCGAAAUUCAAUUGCACAGAUUUAUUCGAUUGGUGGUCCGACGUUAGAGUCGGUCUUAGUAUCGAGGAAUAUACGAUAUUAAAAAAGUUUACGUGUUAUCUUAGUUCAGAAAAUUUCAAUGGUUACGUGAAUUUCGCUGCUAACGAAAGGGAAAUAUUUUCGAAACCAGUAAGUGGUUAUCGAUUGUAUAUGUUAACUGUAAUCGGUGAUAUCUACGAUUUUGGAAAAGCUAUAAAUAAAAUACUAAAUACAACGAUAACUAUCGAGAGACCUUUUACUAAACUAUACUUCAAGAAUGUAUUAAUAAAACUGAGGGAUUCCCUGGAAUACGUCGAGUCCACUUCAUUUAAGAUCGCAGAAUUAAAUACUACAUGGGCAAACCACAAGCUGAUCAUUGAAGGUAUUUCCGAAGCUUUGUUUAAUAUUGCCGAAACUUUGGAGACUUUGGAAAUAAAGGACGAUGAAAUAUAUAUCUGGCAAGCGGUGAAAAGUGGCGAUGUUCAACAAUUGUUGAAAAUUAUGGAAGCUUCGCCUGAAGAAGCGAUAGCAUUAAUCGCUAGGCUUUUAACGAUAGAUAAAAAGACUUCUCAGAUUAUGCCUUUUGAAAAUAUUAGAGCAACGUUUUGUGAUCCUCACUUUAUUCCUAAUUAUUGGGCCAUUAAAGAUAGGAAUUAUUUCCUAAUGAAAGUUUGCGCUUUCGAUCCGUAUCAAGUAUUGAAAUCUAUUACCAGCAUCGAAUUAUAUGAAGCUGUCGAAGGAAAAAGGGACGUUAUUAUAAAGUCAACACCUUUACCAUUAUCAUUGAUAAAAUUCUUAGACGCGGUAAUAAAGAUUAUAUCUUCGAACGAUAAUAUAAUCGUUAGAUCAAACAUCUUUAAUUCGACAACCUGGAGGAAUUUAUCGUCAGACACGUGGGAUCUUAUAAAAAAUGCCGAAGCUUCAUGGAUUUACGAAAAUAUUAAACUUGAAGAGGCCCUUAAGAAUUUAAACAAAUUGAUGAACUUCUUAGCGGACCUUUCGUCGGGUGGUGACAUUUGGCAGAAGCUACGAAACGUCUACAAGAAUACGAAAAUCAAAUCGAUCUUGACGCUGAUCGAAGACAUGCCCAAUCUCGUUAUCACCGUUAUAGACACAUUCUUCACUUCGGAAAGAUUAAAUGACUUUGUCGAAAAACUUUUUCUCGGUGAAGUAAAACCUUGCGACAUCGACAGGUAUUUGAUACCAUCAAGCUUUGUAAGAAAAAAGGGUCUUCUUUCGAGCAUCACUAACUUUUGCCAGAACGUUCUUGCAAAUGAUAAAUUCCCUGAUGCUUUGGACUUCUUACUUUUCAACUUAGAUAACGUGAGUAACUUUGUUACGUACAAUGGUACGGAAAAACAUUGGAAUGAAAGUUAUUUUGUCGAAGAAAUUAAUAGUUCGUUAUAUACUUUAAUUCGCGUGAGUUUGGAAGGCUAUAAGAAUCUAAAGGUUCCAACUUGGUGGACGUCUUUUGAAGAGGGUACUCUCAAAGACUUUUCUUUGGAAUACAAAAAGAAGGACUUACGGACAUUGGCUCAUUCAGUCGUGAAUAAAUUAGGAAGUUUGGUUAAAAACCUUGUGAAAACAUCAUCUACUGCCAAAGAGUGUUCAUGGUGCACCACGCUUAUGAUCGAUAUCAUAAAUUCACAGUUAUCUCGACAUGCGCUUUAUGCACAGCUUAUCUGUGAUAUGAAUAAAUUAAACAACUCUGAAAUUCAUGAACGACUAAUUCAUGAAUUUUAUUGGAACAAAACCGCGAGCAUGAUCGAAAAUUACAAAUAUUUAAAUAAUCAGAAGACAUUAAAUGAAUAUAUAACCAGUAUCGAGGCGACUUUUCACUAUAUCGCAGACAUCGUCGUUGAUUUUCAAAACGAAACAUAUAAGGAAAGGAUCAAUCAUUGUUUUCACAAGUUCAUCGGAGAUCCAGCGUUCUCGAGGCCGGGCUUAUACGUAAUAUUCGUUACUGGGAUUUUGGAUAUACUACAAAGGAAUACUCAUUUGAUUGAUAUUGCGAGACAUCAUGAGAACAUAAUUAAUUUGACGAAUCUUGCUGAAAAAAAUGUGCCCAUUUGGAAGCCAUUACGAGAAGUCGUGAAGAAGUCUGACGUUGAACUCGUUGAUGAUUUCUUACCGAAUGCGACGAUCAACGUGAAUGCUAUAUUGAGUGAUAGAAAUCAUUCUUUAUGUCGAACCGUUUUCGAGUGUAAAAACAUGAGCGUUCUCUAUCAAUUCUUAAGCUCGAAGAGGGCUGGCAAAGUUCUACGAUACGAUCUCAAAGCGGCCAAGUAUCCGUCUGUAAUGGAUAUUUCUGAUCGAUUAGCGAAGAGCUUAGAUCUGUCUCUGAUAAAACGGAAAAUAAUACAUUGGCGUCAAAACGCAUCGUGGGAUCUGACAUGGUUGAAACAGAUCUUACAUCAUUUAAGUGUUGUCCUCAGUGAGGGUGGUAAUCUCUUGGACGUUGCCUUUAAGAUAGAUUUCAAGGAUAUUUCCAAUGUUCUCAGUAUGCCCGAUAUCGUAGAUGGUGUGGUUAAUCUUCUGAAGGACAAGACCAUCGAUAAAAUAUUUUCAGGAAUGCACGAGAUUUUGGAGGACGUGGAACCGUUUCUGAAUGAUCAAAAUUUGAUCAAAGAUUUGUAUAACAUAAUCGUUUCUUUGGAGUCAAUGGAAAUUUUUAAGAAUUUGGGCUUAUUGAACGUUAAAUAUGUCAUCAGCGAUAUGUUCGAUAAUUGGGAUACAGUGAGAACUUAUUUGAUCAAUAAGAUAAAUAUAUCGAAGGAGGUGGCAUUGAUUUUGAGUCAAGCUAAAAUCGACAUGAUAUCGGUUUUUAUGAAGGAAAAACGUGCGUUUAGUUUGAAGGAUACGAUUUGUUCGCCAUCUAAGUUAGGAGAUAUGUUAAACGUUGAACAAACUAAUAUAACGAUCGAUGAAAUUAGCACGGUACUUUGCAACUUGAACAAUACGCAAACGCAAAAUAUCGCUAUCACUUUAAUUAAGAAUUUAAAUUUCGACUAUAUUCUCAAAACCUUAUUAAGCGCAAAUGUAAAAAACAUCAUGGCAAAUGCGAAUUUAACGGAAGCCGAAGGAAAAUUGGUAUUGGAUAAUCUAGGAGUCGUUUCCGAAUUGAUUCCAUUUUUUAAGGACAAACUUUCAGGGAACUUAAUUUCUCCUGAGAGUUUACAAUCCGAAGACGAGUCCGAUGCUAAAGAAAUAAUAUCGAGCUCGGAAUUUCUUACGGAUUCGAGUAGAAUGCUUUGUGGUAAAAUGAUAAUAGACAACAACAAUGGAUUUUACAAAAUGAUUGCAAGUAUUCAGGAUAAUACGAAAGAAGAUGAUCAGAUCGAGCUCGAUUCCUUACCAAGUGAUUUCUGUAGGGAGACUUACAAAAGUUUAACCAACAUGGGUGCUGGAAAGAUUAUUUGGUCCUAUGUUAAACCAUUAUUACGUGGUCAGAUACUUUACGCGCCUGAUACUAUCGUGAUUAAAAAAGUUAUGUCCAUCGCGAAUGAUACUUUCGUACAGAUGGAUCAUUUUAGUCAAUUGAUGUAUAGUUUCGUGGAGACACUUAAAUCAUUGGCAAGCCUUUCGGAAAUGGGUGAUAGUCUCAACGAAUUGCAGGAUAUUAUGACAUCGAAAAUUAUGCGAAUAGCUAUCAAGAGUUUUGGUGGUGGAAACUUUGAGGGUGAUUUUUCGAACUUUAAUAUCGGCGAGAUAGCAUGGAGAUUAAAAAGAUCGAAAAGACUGAUUACUAUGGUAGAAAUGUUGAAUAAUCUGAUGGAUUGCGUAUUAAUCAAUCGAAUGAAAGGAUUUUCAACGGAGGAAGAACUCCAAACGUACGCUCGUUCUCUCAUGGAGACAAACGAGUUCUUAGCAGGAAUCGUCUUUUUAGAAAAGGAAACGGAAAGGUCUAAAAGAUCAUUGGAUUAUGGAUUAUCGGAUAAUGUCACGUACAAAAUUCGUAUGGACGUAGAUUAUGUUCCAUCGACCAUAAGAUUAAAGAAUCAAUUUUGGAUACCUGGACCGGAAAGCAGUUUUAUAGAAGAUCUUAGAUAUCUUCGAGGUUUCAUACAGCUUCAGGAUGCCAUCGAUCGUGCAAUUAUUAAAAUAAAAUCUCAAAAGGAUCAAAAUUGGAAAACGUUCACGCAACAAAUGCCUUAUCCUUGUUGGAAACAAGUACCCUUUCAAACGACUCUUUACGAAUCUCAGGGCCUUCAAGUAUGUUUCUUUUUUGCCUUUAUGAUGUGCGUUGGAUCAAUCGUUCGACAUAUCGUGUGGGAAAGAGAAUCUAGGAAUUCUAUGGUGAUGAGUGUUAUGGGACUGAAGCCUUGGCGAAAUACCUUUGCUUGGUACAUAACUUCCUUUAUCGAGCUAUCAAUCAUAAUUAUUUGUAUCAGUUUGAUUCUCUUGGCUGGAAAAAUUCUUCCAAGAUCUAAUCCCAUCCUGGUUCUAAUUCUUCUCUUCGAUUAUAUAUUUUCUAUCCUAACGUUUUGUUACAUGAUAUCGACGAUGUUCAGUUCAGCGAGUCUUUCUGCAAUUACGACAGUAGUUAUGUUUUUAUUAACUUACAUGCCAUAUAUCAUUGUUAUCGCAAUGGAAGCUGUUUUUGGCUUGACUUAUAAAUUAUUAAUCUGUCUCAGUAUGUCAACUAGUUUCUGUUAUGGUUGCCUUUAUAUUGUUCGCAAAGAAGUACAAGGUACUGGUGUCACGUGGAAAAAUAUAUGGGAAGAAUCUAGUCCUGGUGAUCCAAUGUCCUUAGCUCUGAUCCUUUUUAUGAUAGCUUUUGAUGGUUGCAUUUACGUUUUGAUUGGUUAUUUCAUCACAAAGUACACCAAUUCAGGCAGGGACUUUCUUGGUUUGAGGUCCCGUAGCUUAUGGUGGGCCAACACACGUUCUCUCUAUGGCAGGCCCAGUUACCUCACCUUCGUCAACAACCUCUAUUUCACUAACGACGUUCUGCACCUUUCAACCACUUAUCAAGAGGACGAUUCAGACGUGAGUAAUUUGACGGUGAAUGAGAAACAAAUCGGCGUGAGUUUCGACAACGUUCGUAAAGUUUAUAAUACCGACAUUGGAGAAAUCGUAGCCAUUGAUGACUUCACUUUGAAGCUUUGCGAAGGUGAAGUGACCAGCCUUCUUGGAAGAAACGGAGCCGGAAAGACAACAAUCAUCAAGAUGUUGACGGGUAUGGUAGCUCCGACCAACGGUGAAAUAUGUUUGAAUGGUGAAGAGGGUUGUAAGCCAGACAUAGGGGUGUGCCCUCAGGAUAAUGUGCUCAUCGACACUUUGACGCCAAGGGAGCAUAUGAUCUUUUAUUCGAAGCUCAAGGGCCAAAAAGACAAUAUGAAUAUGGAAAAAAAUGUUAACGACAUGCUAAGUUCGUUAGAAUUAGGUCGACAAGAGCACGAGCCGGUGUAUCGUUUAUCAGGCGGUACAAAGCGUCGACUUUGCGUAGCCCUAGCCUUUUUAGGUUCACCAAAAUUGGUGAUCCUCGAUGAGCCAGGCGCAGGUGUGGAUCCUGCAGCCAGAAGAAGAAUUUGGCGACUGAUCGAUCAACAUCGUAUAGGUAGAACAGUUCUUCUUUCUACUCAUCAUCUGGACGAGGCUGACAUGUUAAGCGACACAGUUGUUGUCAUGCACAAAGGGAAGAUCCUUUGCACUGGUUCACCGUUGACUUUAAAAAUGAAUCAUGGCAGAGGUUACAGAUUAAACGUUUCUUAUCCACCAACCAAUAUCUCUAGUGGAUCCAUCGAGAACAAGAACUUGAUGAUACUUCGAAAUAUCAUUGAAGGCAUCGUGUCUAAUUAUAAUAUUAAUGAAACAUCUGAAACUGAAGUCAUCGUUACUCUUCCGUUUCAAGGAAAACAUGGUAAUAAUAACGACAUAGCCCAAGUAGCAAAGGUACUCGAAGAUAAUCAAAAACUUUUAGGAUUUAUUCAUUUCUCCUUGGAAUGUGAUACUCUCGAAAGAGUCUUUUUGGAUUUAUGUGCACGCGCCGAUAAUAAUUCAUUGUUGAACGGAGCUAACAUAAACAAUGCUGACAAAGUGAAUCAUAUUGGAUUGCCCCUUUCGAACGACGAGAUUGAUAUGAUAGAUCUAGAACCCUCGCCAAAGCCUACAUCAUUCAGACAAGGAAAGGCUUUAUUGAAAAAGCGAUUGUGGCAUUUCGCAAAGGACUGGAGAUCGCCCUUGGCCACCCUCAUUUUACCGACCGUCUUCGUUGCUGUGGCGAUGGGGUUCUCUCUAAUAAGACCACCAUCCGAGGAUGAGCCACCAUUGGCACUUAACCCGAGGCUUUACGAUACCCAUCCAACUUACUUCUACAGUAUCGACAACAGCAAUGAUCCAUUUUUGCAACAUGUAUCUCUUCAAUUACACGAUAGAUUUGGGGACGAUUAUGCUGGUGCUUGGCAAACUUUACCAAACGAUACGGGGACGUGUGAAUGUGUGGAUGGUCAACAAACUUGUCAAGGUGUGUCACAAGCGGUAGAAGGACUUUUACAAACUUUACCUGGUCGACCAACUCUUGAUUGGAUUGUUUCAACUCAUCAAGAAUAUAUUGAGAGAAGAUACGGUGGAUGGUCACUUUCACAUUGGAAGGACGAUCCCCUUUUCGUCGUUUGGUAUAACAAUAAAGGUCAUCACUCGAUGCCGUCCUAUCUUAACGCCCUAAACGAAGCGAUACUUCGUGCUUCAGGAGUCAACGGACAUUUAACGACCCUGAACCAUCCAUUGAAGCUUUCAAGAGACCAAUUGAAUCGAACCACAUUAUUGCAACGUGUCGCCGACGUUGGCAUUGCCUUGGUUCUUUUAAUCGCAUUUAAUCUGGUUGGCGCACAAGGAACGAAGGAAUUGGUUAGAGAAAGACUCUCGGAAGAAAAAAGAAUACUUUAUCUGGCUGGAGUUCACCCGGUGACUUACUGGACGACGGCCUUGAUCUGGGAUUUUCUAAUUUUUGGAUGUUCCAUUUGCUCGGCUGUCGUAGUUUUUGAAAUAUUCGGCUUAUCCACUUACGUUUCUAAAGAUAAUUUAGCUGGUGUCUGUUUAUUACUCUUUCUCUUCGCUUGGGCUGUCAUUCCGUUCUCCCACUUAGCCGAGAAGGCAUUCGACGAUUCCAGUUUGUCCAACAUGGUUCUCUUUUGUGUGAACACCUUUAUAGGCGUGAGCUCUCUUGCUACUAUUUUGGUGAUCGAUAUUCUUGGAAAGACUCAAACAGCUGCCGAUGUCAGAAAUGUUCUUCAUCGAAUUCUCAUGAUCUUUCCACAAUACGUUCUUGGCGAUGCUCUCGUAGAAUUAUCCAAGAAUGACAUCACUGCCGAACUCUUGAAGAAGUUUCACAUGAAUACUUAUAAGUCACCAUUAGGUUGGGAUCUUUUAGGCGUUCAUUAUAUUUUUCUUAUAAUUAUUGGUGCUCUAUUGUUCCUAAUAAAUCUCAUCAUUGAAUGCCGACUCUUGCCGAAUUUCCGAAAGCAGAACGUAAAUUACGAAGUUGUAGAAGAGGAUGAGGAUGUAAUCAAUGAAAGGACGAGGAUUGAAAGUGGCAUGGCACAUGAGGACAUUUUGAAAACGAUUAAAUUGAGAAAGGAGUAUCGAAGCGUUUACGGAACAAACGUUGCUGUUCAGAAUUUAAGUUUUGGUAUACAACCUGGAAAGUGUUUCGGUCUGUUGGGCGUCAAUGGGGCCGGAAAGAGUACGACCUUCAAGAUGCUCACCACGGAAAUUAUUGCUACGGCUGGUAGAAUUGUCUUAAAGGAAGAGGACGUUGGUUCUGGACCUCUUUGUAACGGUGAAGUUGGUUAUUGUCCUCAGACCGAGGCCUUGGACGGUUUCUUGACACCGCAUCAGUGUUUGACGAUACACGCUGAGAUUUGCGGUUUGAAGAACGUUCCUAAGAUAGUCGAAAAUACAUUGAAAAGGCUCGAUCUUCUUAAGUAUGCUCAUCAAAGGGUUAGCAGUCUUAGUGGUGGAAAUAAAAGAAAAUUGUGUACAGCUGUAGCAGUAAUGGCUCCAGUUUCUGUAAUUCUCAUGGACGAGCCAACGAGUGGCAUGGAUCCAGCGACGAAGGAUUUAGUUGGAUGUGUGGUUAAGCACGUCACGAAAAAUCACAGUAGCGUGAUAUUAACGUCUCACAGUGUCGCUGAUUGCGAAAGUUUAUGUACCAGAGUGGGAAUUCUUGCCAAAGCCGGUCUCAGGUGUAUAGGAACACCGCAACAUUUGAAGCACAAAUUCGGCGAGGGCUACGUUGUUUUCUUGAGAUUCAGCAAACCGACGUUAAUCAGUGAUCUCAAGAGAGCCAUUGCGAAUCAUCUUCCACAAGCCGUUGUAUUUUCGAGACAAGCAACUGCAGCACGUUUACUGGUGCCAAAGAAUGAGGAGAUGGCACUGAGCAACAGUUUCGCCAAAGUGAAAAUGCUUGCGGAUGAGCUCAAAGCUACGGAUUAUACGCUCUCUCAGAGCUCCUUGGAUCAGGUGCUCGUAAAUUUCUCGGAGGAACCCGAGGACGAAUCUACGAUCGAUUCUAUGAGAAGUGGUUACACCAACGCCUGCUUCAACAUGGACAUCAUUCAUAUGGAUACGCUUUGAGGAUGGAACAGAAAAUACACCAUUUUUCUUUUCUCUCUGUUAUUUUCAUUCUUUCUUUCUUUCUAUAGAAAAUAUUUUUUUUUAUUUCAUGGGCCCCAAAGCGAAUUCGUUUCUUCUCAUUUUCAAUGCGCGAUCUCUCUGUGCGACUAUUGCUGUGAUAACUCAAAAUUUUCAUUUUUUUUCUUACUUUUUUCUUUUCUUUCAUUUAUCAUCUCUCUUUUCUUAUCUCUCUCUCUCUCUCUCUCUCUCUUUUUUAUAUAUCCCUUCUUAAAACCCAUGAUUACGGGUUAAUAGGUAUAUCAUGAGCCCCGACAAAUACAAAAACAUUGUUACUUUACAGUUUAUCCUCGUCGAUUAUUUGAAAGAGUCCGAUGAUUUUUGUACAUGCAUUUUAGUUCCUAUACUGUGUUUCUCUUGGAGUGCUAUUCUUCAUGCUUUCCUUUUUCUUUUUCUUUUUCUUUUUUUUUCUUUUCUUUUUUUCAUUUUUCUUCUUCUCAGUAAUCAGAAAACAACUUCGAGUACUUAAGAUUUAGAUGAAGUGUUUCUUUAACGUAAACUAUUCAUAAGUAUUAUUAUUAGCUUUUAAUUAUUAGUAAGGGACUAAUUAAUUUUUACUUUUGAUUAAUUAGAUUUAAAGUUUGCAUGAACAAAUUGAUGUAAUGUCGUACAUGUAUUUUUCUUUGUAUCGAAUUAUUAUUAUUAUUAUUAUUAUUAUUGUUUUUGUUGUUAUUAUUAUUAUUAUUAUUAUUAUUAUUAUUAUUAUUAUUAAUAAUUUUUUUUUUCUAUUUUCUUGUAAUCAAUAAGUAUUUCAUAGGUUUGAAAUCAAAGCAAUAGGAUCGACAGUAUACUGAAAUAGCGAAACGAAUGUGAACGAUACGCUCCAUUAGUGAAUUCUAUCGAUCGAUCGUUUAAGUAUCCAUUUAACUGUGCUGAAUGGAUCGACGAUAAGAGUCUUAAAUUGAGAUGAAAAACGUCAGUAUUACGUUGCACGUCUAUGUGUAUGCAUAUGUUGUAUUUACCGAAUGCAAUCAAAUCGUUCGACUUACUUAAACGAAAAUGGAAAAUAUUCGAUUAUAUUCCUUCCUAUUUCUCGGGACGAACGAUUAAGAUUAAAAAGAUUUUCCUUAUAACUUUA
Molecule: messenger RNA, 14167 nt
Organism: Vespa crabro (European hornet)
Lineage: Eukaryota; Metazoa; Arthropoda; Insecta; Hymenoptera; Vespidae
Gene: ldd
Exons: 50
Coding region: 862-13032 (4056 amino acids)
Biological process (GO): transmembrane transport; lipid transport
Cellular component (GO): intracellular membrane-bounded organelle; membrane
Molecular function (GO): lipid carrier activity; ABC-type transporter activity; ATP binding
Source: RefSeq, a predicted model, not a curated record